Molecule: messenger RNA, 1293 nt
Organism: Diospyros lotus (date-plum)
Lineage: Eukaryota; Viridiplantae; Streptophyta; Magnoliopsida; Ericales; Ebenaceae
Product: ethylene-responsive transcription factor ERF113-like
Exons: 2
Coding region: 360-1154 (264 amino acids)
Biological process (GO): ethylene-activated signaling pathway; regulation of DNA-templated transcription
Molecular function (GO): DNA-binding transcription factor activity; DNA binding
Source: RefSeq, a predicted model, not a curated record
GUCUUGAUUUUCAAUGCUUUUAUUCAUCUCCUUGGACUUAUUAAUCCAUAUUCUGCUUUGACCAUUUGGACAAAUACUAUUCAAUCCAUCCAAUACCAAGUGUGUGUUUGUUUGUUUUGUUCAUGAAGAUAGAUAGAUAGAUGGAUAUGGAUAGAUCAUAGAUAGAUAGAUAUCAAUUUGCUUAUUCCCAGCUGUUCCGGGGAAGAAGAAGAUUAAUUGAUAAAUAUAAAAUUUUAUUCAAGGUGGAUCCAAGGCAUGGGAAGAGGCCCUGUUCAUCGGAAGAGUCGUCGGAGAAGAAAGAACAAGCAGAAGAAGACAACAUUUUGUUUCCUGUCAUCUCAGAUCGGUCCCAGCAUGAUAUGAUGGCCAUGGUUUCUGCUCUUUCUCAAGUUAUUGGGAGCACUACUAGUACUACUCCAACUUCUCAUUUUCAUGCUUCCAACAACCCAUUACCCUCCAUCGCAUCUCAACCCAACCCAUCUCAUCCCCCCAGUCAAGUCGACCCAGUUGCUGGUGGGCAGAAGAGGAGACACUAUAGAGGAGUGAGACAAAGGCCAUGGGGGAAAUGGGCAGCUGAGAUUCGGGACCCGAAGAAGGGAGCCCGAGUCUGGCUCGGCACCUUCGACACGGCCGAGGGUGCUGCGCUGGCUUAUGAUGAAGCAGCUCUUCGAUUCAAAGGAAACAAAGCCAAGCUGAACUUCCCCGAAAGGGUUCAAGCAGGCACAACUCACUUCACUGCUAAUUACCCUACAACUACUACUCAUAAUCAUCAAGAUUUGCGCCUUGUUACCGCAUCAUCACAACCUCAUAAUUGGGAUUAUCAUCAUAAUAAUAUUGCUAAUCCUCCUAUUCCUAUUCCAUCUCAACAAUUUUAUCCCAAUCUUCUUCACUAUCAACAGCUUCUUCAGAGCGGGAGCAAUGAAUAUGGCAUUAAUUCUGCUCCUAAUUACUCUACGUUUGUUAAUUCUGAUCCGUCAUUAGCCACUGCUUUUUCUACUGCUGCUCCUUCGGCAUCUCAACAAGCACAAGAAGGCCAGAUUAUAAGAUUUAAUUCAUCAAUACCGCAGAAUAUCGAAAGCUCUUCUUCUGCUUCUUAUCCUCCUCAUCAUGACCAGCGUGGGGAUGACUUCGAGGCUGACUACUCAAGAAGGUGAUGGGAUAACCAGCUGAUUAAUAUUGAUGAUGAUCACCAAAUAUUGCAAACUACUGUAAAAGGUGAACUUGGCGCUGCUCUUUCUUCUUGUAUGAUUAAUUAGUUGUUGCUUUCCUUUACAAGCUUAAAAUGCAUUUUCA